Molecule: messenger RNA, 4354 nt
Organism: Gaeumannomyces tritici R3-111a-1
Lineage: Eukaryota; Fungi; Ascomycota; Sordariomycetes; Magnaporthales; Magnaporthaceae
Exons: 2
Coding region: 987-3248 (753 amino acids)
Source: RefSeq, a predicted model, not a curated record
CGGAGACGAAAGGCUGUUCCAGAACGUGAAAGGUCAAGAAAAUCAAGGCCUGCUUGCUGGUCUCCCUGGGGCACCAGUGACGGGAUCAUCCCACCCAUGCGAGCACAACAUCGGUAUGCUCGGGUCUAGUCGGCUGCGGUAGUGGCUAGCUGUCAUGGCAGCACUGGUUGCGGAGAGAUGGAGACGGGAAAGUCAAAUUGAUGGAGAGGCGGUCCGGAGAAAUGCUUUGGAGGGAAAAAGGUGGCAGGGCAGCGAACACAAGCAUGGGAAGCAAAGCCCAGUGGAGAAAAGGCUCGUGCUCAGUGAUGCCCUCGGGGCCCGCGGAAAUAUGGGCCAACGCUGCGCCACAGGUGCCUAUACAGGUACCCACCUACCCUUGCCCAAUCAGGCUUGGCUAACGCUAGUGGCAGCGCCUGCAGCACGCCAACCGAUGCUCAAUUGGAUCCCAAUUCCGCCCAUUUUCUGGCUUUCCCCCCAGACGAAAAGCCAAGCGGCCAAGCAAGCCAACGAGGUCUCUGGUGCGGGAAAGCGUGACGCCUUGAUUCUCACUGGACGACCCGCUUCUCUCCGUCUGGGUUGGGUUCCAUGGUCUUUGCGGCCAGCCCCUGACGAAAAGAGCCGCCUCAGGGAUUGCAAGUGGUUUUUUUUUUCGUGCCUUCCCACAAGUAUGCAUGGGUCAUGGAGGCCGCCCGCCGGCCACGAGCGCACCCGCCCACCUGCACCCACCGCUGCACGCUGCCCUGCUGCGUUUCGAAAUCCCGCGCGCUCCGCCGAUUGACAAAAACCACCAGCAUUGAACACCGACCCUCUCUGGCCAGCAUUGUCGUCCUUCCCCCCUCCGCCCCAUCGAUAUCGAUAGACGGGCCUCAAGGCGCAUUGAACAGAAGGAUCCAUCCAAUCUCGAGCUGGGAAUGUCGGUCCCAUAGCUGUCUCAGGGUACGGCUCGCCCACGGCACACCCGCGGUGCGUCCACCACGACCGUGGCCAUGAGUUCUCUCACCAUUGCCGCUCCGACGGCCGCCAGCGGCCUGUCCUCGACGACACUCACGGCCUCGCUCCCGACCGCCAUCAUGGACUCGGCUGUGCCCUCCGUCAUCCUCGGCACGGCGAACUCGACAAGCCCCAGCCUCCUGACCACCGAUUCCAGCGCGGCCGCCGCCAUGGCCUCGGCCACCCAGGCCGUCGCGCUUCACUACGGUGCCUCCAACUCCACCAUCAACACCGGCCUCAAGAAGGACAACUAUGGCGCCUUGCGCGCCUAUCCCGAGCCCUUCUCCCGCGGCGUCAGGCAGCUCGGAGACCUCGCCAAAUAUGUUGCCGAUACCACCAAUUCCCAGCCGUACGAGAUCCCUAUCGACGAGCCAACAUGCUUCAUCACGCCCUCGGACCGCUCAGUCUCGGUUGACCCGCAGAUGGAUUCACUGCCGACGAACUGCACCCUCGCCUGCAUGCAGCCGCGCUUGCUCUUCGAGCCCACCACCUUCGCCACGUGCAUCCAGCUGGCCACCGCCGCCAUGCUCAUCGAGGCCGGCCAGGCCCAGGUCGACAGCGCCCACGAAACUACCCGAAAGACGUCGCAGGAGCUUGCCAUCGCGGGCGACCUGAGCGGCUUCAACGGCACCAAGGUCCUGACCGACAUGGUGAUAUGCGCCGUCGCCGCCUGCAAAAACAAGGGCAAAGGCGCCUGCAGCGAGGAUAUAAUCAGCCUCGCCGACAACCCCAUUCAAGUCGGCAACUUGGUGAGAGUGCACGACGUGCUCCAAGAUUACUGCGUGUAUGCCGACAGUUUCGUCAAUGAGGACGUGGCAGGCCCGGGAGUGCUCAUGUCGUAUAUCUUCCAGACCGGCAUAGCCUUGCUCUUCUUCGCGCUGUCGAAGCUCUUCACUUCGGUCUUCCGGCCCUUCAUAUGGGCCUACAUGCAGACCCGCAGCACCACCCGCGCUGACGCGUGGAAGCUGUCUGGCGACAAGCAGCGGCGGCUGGCUCUGACCCGCGGCAAUGCGGCCGUGAUAAGUUCCAUGGUUGAGUUCCAGGAGGUGCAGGGCUAUUUCGUGGCCGCGAUCCAGGUUGCAACCCUGGUGACAUUCCGUGGCUCCGAGGGGCCCGACCUCAACACCGUCACCUCCUUGGGCUCGAUUCUGUUCAACUCGAGUCUGGUCCAGAUGCUGGCCGUGUCGGGUGUCCUGCCCGUCCUGCUGGUACAGUGCUGUCUUCAGCGCGCCGGCAUGCGCUGGUGGUACACGCUCGGCAUCUCCACCGUCGUCUUCAUACUUGGUAUGACGGUCGACGUCCGCGGUGGUUACAUGCUGCCCGACUUCCAGCUGGUAUUCGAUUAUUUCAAACGCGUCGCUCCCGUGGCCGAGUGCGGCGACAACCCGAACCCACUGGUUUACUGUGCUGGCGACCUAAACUUUAUCGUAUCGGAUGAUCUGGGCCAGAACAUGUCAUACUAUGUCUACCCGUCCCUGGUGGUUGAGCAGGCGUCUUGGUGGCUGUGGCGCCGAUACGCCAUGGAGCGCAAGGCCCGUCGUUGGGAGCGGUCACGCCCCUGGGCUCGCGUGCUGCGCCGCAAAGUCUGGCCGGCCGUCUGGUACUUUUACUGGCUCCUUCUCCAGAUCGUUCUCACCCUCUUCACCGUCCUCUACUUUUUCAACAUAUUCACGCUCGUGAGCGAUUCGACCCUGGUAAAUGGCCAGAGGUGGACCUACGGCCAGCUGGUGGCUGUCAUGGUGUGGGCUCCCAUACUCGGGAAAUAUCUUUACUUCAACAUUUUUGGUAUCGAAGAGGGCUUCGGAAGACGACUCGCGAAGCACUACAAGGUUGUCCACCGCUCAUCACGCGAGGAAACGGAUGAGGAAGAUGACGACGACUCGGAAUCUCUGGAUGGGCACCAGGUCAUGGAGCAGGGGGUUGAGCUCAAGGUGACCCCUAUUCCCUCCUCCACGACACUGAAUGUGAUUCCAUCGCCGGGGGCAGACGGUCCGCCCGCGAACUCGAGGAGCCCCUCGUCGCCGAACCCGUCGUCGGGACUGAUGACGUCGACGCCCGACACGCCUACCGGCCCUGACCCAAUACCUCCGCCACCUGCGGCGUCGUCGAUGAGGCCGCCAGAUCACUUUGUGAACCCCCACCCGUCGAUGCUACCGAGCUAUGGGGCGUCAGACGCCGACGAUGAUGUUGUAAUGGUUGGCGGCGUCGCUAUUGCUGUGGAAAACCAUCCCCCGAUGGACCGACGGGGGGAUGUUUAAUGACUUGUUGAGUCUGGGUGUGUGGCAUUCACUCACCCGCCAGCGUGUGACCAUGAAUAUUUUCCUCGAAAGCGACCACAUCAUAGAACACCACCCUCUGUUGUCGCCUGUCCGGCCGGUUUUGCUUUUGUGCAGCCGUGCAUGAGCACCAACUGGACCGAACUCCGGUUGGGGUGGAACGUCGGACAGACACUGUCCGAUGUUUGCCGUGUGGGGGUUCAUAGGUUUCGAGGAUCAGGGUGAGGACUGUUCAGGUCUUUCCCCCUACACCUUGGAAUCCGCGCCGGAUGCAAACCAUCUAAGGAGGCGGAAUCCAUUUCUCAUCUCUCGUUAAUGGCGGCUUUCCCUUUCACCCUGUGGCCUCGAGGUCAAGUUUUUGACUUGAGCCCUUGAUCCUUUGUCGAGCACUUACCAAUUGGGUGGUCUUGAGCAGGACGGGUGACUAGAGGUAUGACCAGGGGAGCAUCGGCCUAUCGCCGAAUAUCUUGUCGAUGAAGCUUUGCGGCUCGGUGGUCUCGUCGCAGGCUGACGCACGAGACUGCUCCCACUCUGCUAUCCAGGCAUGGAGGUUGUGACAACCAUGGAUCCACGAUUUCCCCCAUGCAAACAUGGCAUUCUCGGGAGAGGUCAUGGUCCUUUGCGAAACUCGGAAAACGGACGAGAGCGGUAUCGGCGAGGCAAAGGUGGGAGGGCGAUACCAUCUUUAUAUGAUAGAUGGUGCCACCACUGGCCGCUAUAGAAUAUCCCGGAGAUGAGGACGGACGGGGGUAUUUUGGAUACGAAGGACGGUGUCCCACGUUGCCUCGACGGAUUCGAGGAAAUGAUGUAGCGAUGCUGGAACGAGCGAUAUGCAUCUUGUGUAUAAUAUACUUUCGUGCCGGCUGCGGCACCCACUUCAUUUGUUGGCUUUUCUCGGGUGAUCAUGCUUAAGUGCAAGCACUAUUAGCCGCCUGCCACCCGCAUAACGGAACGGGUGUGACCGAAGAUGGCCGCCCAACCGCUGUCGCACAGCCACAAACAAUUUUAUGUAGCAGCCACAGCACACUCGCCACACUUCACCAUGACGCAGUUGUGGGCCGCAGACGGAAGAUCGUGCAACAGUGGAA